This is a messenger RNA of Rhodotorula graminis WP1, 4467 nucleotides long. RefSeq lists its product as uncharacterized. The record is from RefSeq and is a predicted model, not a curated record. Lineage: Eukaryota; Fungi; Basidiomycota; Microbotryomycetes; Sporidiobolales; Sporidiobolaceae. Gene Ontology annotation, cellular component: membrane. Gene Ontology annotation, molecular function: ATP binding; ATP hydrolysis activity; ABC-type transporter activity. The transcript is spliced from 24 exons. The coding region runs from base 1 to 4467 and encodes 1488 amino acids. Gene Ontology annotation, biological process: transmembrane transport.
AUGGCUGAGGCCAAGCCGCGCACCUCGCCGUCGUCGUCCUCGUCGUCCAACGGGACGCAGGUUUCCGACAGUGCACCUCUCGACCUCGCCGCCGCCAAGUCGGGACCGCCUCUGCUCGCCCGCACAACGUCUCGCCCGGCGAGGCACGAAGACAUUGCCGCCAACUCGCAAUGGUCGACCGCGACGCAAGAUGCGACGGCCGACGACUUUGACUUUGAGAAGCACCUCAAGCACAUCCUCCGCAAGGCCGACAAGAACGGCGUCAACCGUCGCGACCUCGGCGUCACGUUCAAGAACCUGACCGUCAAGGGCGAGGGCUCGGGCAUCUCGUACGGCUCGUCCCUCACCGGCACCCUCAAGAGCAUCCCGGCGCUGCCCCAGACGCUCAAGGCGGCUCGUCACCCCAAGACCAAGGUCAUCCUCGACGAGUUUACGGGCAUGGUCAAGGCCGGCGAGAUGCUCCUCGUCCUCGGUCGCCCCGGCUCGGGCUGCACCUCGUUCCUCAAGACGCUCGCCUGCCAGACCGAGUCGUUCAAGGAGAUCGACGGCACCAUCUCGUACGACGGCGCUGCGCCCGAGGAGAUGGCCAAGCACCACCGCGGCGACCUCGCCUACCUCCCCGAGGACGACGCCCACCUGCCUCACCUGACGGUCGGCCAGACGCUCGACUUUGCGGCUGCUGCCCGUACGCCUGCCGUCGGCGGUCGUGUCGGCUCGCGCGAGGAGACGAUCACACGCAAGCGCGACGUCCUCCUGUCGCUGUUCGGCCUCAAGCACACGUUCAACACCAAGGUCGGCGACGACCUCGUUCGCGGCGUGUCGGGCGGCGAGCGCAAGCGCGUCUCGAUUGCCGAGCUCCUGUCGACGGGCUGCAAGAUCGGCUGCCACGACAACUCGACCCGCGGUCUCGACGCCUCGACCGCCGUCGAGUACUGCCGCGCCCUGCGCAUCGCGACCGACCUCGGCAACCUGACGACCAUCCUGUCGAUCUACCAGGCCGGCGAGCAGCUGUACGAGCUGUUCGACAAGGUCUGCGUCAUCUACGCCGGCCAGCAGGUCUUCUACGGCCCGAUGGGCGACGCCGUCGCCUACUUCAAGGACAUGGGCUACGAGCCGCAGCCUCGCCAGACGUCGGCCGACUUCCUCGUCGCCGUCACCGACCCCAAGGGCCGGUUCGUCCGCGACGGGUACGAGGGCCGUGUCCCCAAGACGGCCGAGGACUUUGUCCGCCACUGGAAGAAGAGCGAGCACUACAAGCAGCUCGUCGACGAGGUCGACCGCGAGCUCCAGCACCACGGCACCGAGCAGGGUCAGCAGCGCAUCGAGAACUUCCGCGAGAGCGCGCGCGCCGACAUCGUCAAGCGCCAGAGCCCCAAGUCGUCGUUCCUCAUCUCGUACCCCAUGAUGGUCCGCCUCGCCAUGAAGCGUCGCUACCAGAUGCAGAUGGGAGACAUCGCGACGCUCGCCAUCGUCUCUAUCGCGGCGCUGUUCCAGGCGCUCAUUGUCGGCUCCGUCUACUUCCAGAUGCCCAAGGACACGUCCGGCUUCUACUCGCGCGGCGGUGUCAUCUUCUUCGCCAUCCUGUACAACUCGUUCACCGGCAUGGCCGAGAUUACGUCGUCCUACUCGCAGCGGCCCAUCGUCGUGCGGCAACGUGGCUACGCCAUGAUCCGCCCGUCCGCCGACAUUCUCGCCAUGACGCUCGUCGACCUGCCGUUCAAGGCCAUCUCGAUCAUCGUGUUCGACAUCGUCCUCUACUUCAUGGCGGGCCUCGGCUACACGGCGGACCAGUUCUUCAUCUUCUUGCUGUUCACGUACAUCACCAACAUCGCCAUGCUCAUCUUCUUCCGGAUGCUCGCGUCGGCCAACCGGUACGAGUCGAACGCGACGACCGUCGCCGGCCUGGGCGUCCUCAUCAUCGCCAUCUACGUCGGCUACGCCAUCCCUCGCCCGUCGAUGCGGGUCUACUUCCGGUGGCUGUCGUACGCCCAGCCGGUGUCGUUCGGCUUCGAGGCGCUCCUCGCCAACGAGUUCCGCAAGCUCAACGUCCCGUGCGCGCAACUCGCGCCGUCCGGGCCGGGCUACGCAGGCGUCGCCACCGCCAACCAGGUCUGCACGACGGCGGGCUCGGCGCCGGGCCAGACCAUCGUCCGGGGCCUCGACUACCUCGAGGCCAACUUCGGUUACAAGUGGUCGCACACGUGGCGCAACUUUGGAUUCAUCUUCGCCUACCUCUUCUUCUUCUUGGCCAUCAACCUCAUCACGUACGAGAUCCAGCGCGACGAGACGGUCGGCGGCGGCGUCAUGCUCUUCCGUCGCGGUCACGCCCCGAAGGAGCUCGUCGACGCCAUCGAGGGCGCCGGCUCGGGAGGCGACGCCGAGAAGGGCGACGCCAACGCCCGUCCCGAGCUCGACACGGCCGUCGACGAGAAGGAGAAGAACGCCGCCGCCGACACGCUCAAGUCGGCGUCCGACGUCUUUACGUGGCGCAACGUCAACUAUACGGUCCCGGUCAAGGGCGGCGAGCGCAAGCUCCUGUCGGACGUCUCGGGCUACGUCGCUCCCGGCAAAAUGACGGCCCUCAUGGGCGAGUCGGGCGCCGGCAAGACGACCCUCCUCAACGUCCUCGCGCAGCGUGUCAGCGUCGGCGUCGUCACGGGCGACAUGCUCGUCAACGGCAAGCCGCUCCCGCAGUCGUUCCAGCGCCAGACCGGCUACUGCCAGCAGCAGGACACGCACAUGGCCACGACGACGGUCCGCGAGGCGCUCGUCUUCUCGGCCCUUCUUCGCCAGCCUCGCACGACGCCCAAGGCCGAGAAGCUCGCCUACGUCGAGGAGAUCAUCAAGCUCCUCGAGAUGGAGGCGUACGCCGAGGCGCUCGUCGGCGAGGUCGGCAUGGGCCUCAACGUCGAGCAGCGCAAGCGCCUCACGAUCGGUGUCGAGCUCGCCGCCAAGCCCGCCCUCCUCAUCUUCCUCGACGAGCCGACCUCGGGCCUCGACUCGCAGUCGUCGUGGUCGAUCAUGCUCCUCCUCCGCAAGCUCGCCGACCACGGCCAGGCCAUCCUCGCGACCAUCCACCAGCCGUCGUCCGAGCUCUUCCAGCAGUUCGACCGCCUGCUCCUCCUCAUGAAGGGCGGCAAGACCGUGUUCUUCGGCGACCUCGGCAAGAACUCGCAGACGAUGCUCGAGUACUUCCACGCGCGCAGCGACAAGAAGUGCGAGGAGCGCGACAACCCUGCCGAGUACAUCCUCGACGUCAUCGGCGCCGGCGCGUCGUCCAAGUCGGACAAGGACUGGUCGCAGCUCUGGAACGAGUCGGACCUCGCCAAGAAGACGCAGGACGACAUCGACCGGUUCCACGCCGAGAAGGAGGGGCAGGAGUCGGCCGCCGACAAGUCGCCCGACGCCGGCCUCAGCUAUGCCGCACCGAUUACGCAGCAGUUCACCAUCGUCCUCAAGCGCGUCUUCCAGCACUACAACCGCGACCCGACCUACGUCACGGCCAAGCUCAUGCUCAACAUCAUCGCCGGUCUCUUCAUCGGCUUCAGUUUCUGGAAGUCGUCGCUCGACCAGGCCGGUACCCAGAACUUCCUGUUCGCCGUCUUCAUGGCCGUCGUCAUCGCGGCGCCGCUCUCGCAGCAGCUCCAGCCCAAGUUCAUCGGCCUGCGCUCGCUGUACAACGCCCGCGAGCGUCCCUCGAGGAUGUACAGCUGGCCCGUCUUUGUCGCCUCGGCCAUCAUCGUCGAGAUGCCGUACAACAUCGUCUGCGGCACCAUCUUCUUCGUCUGCUGGUACUGGACCGUCGGCUUCCCCUACACCACCGACCGUGCUGGAUACGCCUACGCGAUGUACAUGGUUUUCGAGCUGUACUACCCGACGUUCGCCCAAGCCGUCGCCUCGUUCUCGCCCAACGCCAUGGCCGCCUCGGUCCUCUUCAGUACCUUCUUCUCCUUUGUCAUCAUCUUCAACGGUGUCGUUCAGCCGCCGGUGCAGCUUCCCUACUUCUGGCGCUCGCUCACGCCGUUCACCUACCUGAUCGAGGGUCUGGUCGCCAACGCCCUCGGUGGUCGUCGCCUCAGCUGCACGUACCCUCAGUUCCAGAUCCUCAACCCGCCGGCAGGCCAGCAGUGCCUCGACUACCUCGCGCCGUACAACGCCGCCGCCGGCAGCUACGCCGAGGUCCUGCCCAACGGCGACUGCGGCCUGUGCACGUACGCGACCGGCGACGCGUUCCUGAGGACCUUCAGCAUGAGCUUCUCGCACCGCUGGAGAAAUUUUGGCCUUCUCUUUGCCUAUUGCCUUUUCAACGUCGCGGCCGUCUUCGUCGGGUUCUACCUCUUCUCCAUCUUCGACUGGUCCAAGCUCUCGCGCAAGUCGACCAAGAGCAAGAAGAGCGACAAGACGACGCCGCAGGCCAAGUCGACCAAGGAGGGCGCCGUUCCGCCGCAGGAGCAGGCGCGCGAUUAG